Messenger RNA from Fusarium fujikuroi IMI 58289, 345 nucleotides. RefSeq lists its product as uncharacterized. The record is from RefSeq and is a predicted model, not a curated record. Lineage: Eukaryota; Fungi; Ascomycota; Sordariomycetes; Hypocreales; Nectriaceae. The coding region runs from base 1 to 345 and encodes 114 amino acids. The transcript has a single exon.
AUGGCGACCUCUUUUGCCGGCCUUAGUUCCGAGCAGAAAGCAGAUACUGCAGAAAUGGAGAAUCAAGCGACUGAAGCAUUCCCAUCAAUGAAAGAUCUCGCCGAUGUACUGGUGGGAGGAAGUGGAUGGCUUGAGAAUGCAGACGCAGCGGAUCGCAAGCGCGUAGAAAAACAUCUCGACGAGGAAGCAAACCUCGAUUACGAAGAUGAGGAUGAAGGGGACGACGGCGAUGGCGACUCGGCAGAUGACUCCGACGGCGAAUUUGAUCUGGACCUCGACUCCGAAAGUGACUUUUCGGGUAGCGACUCUGACCCUGGUGUUUGCCAGAACGCAGUCGUUCAGUGA